Molecule: messenger RNA, 1340 nt
Organism: Prunus mume (Japanese apricot)
Lineage: Eukaryota; Viridiplantae; Streptophyta; Magnoliopsida; Rosales; Rosaceae
Product: DUF868 family protein (DUF868)
Source: RefSeq, a predicted model, not a curated record
CUGUAAGGUGAGACAAUGAAGAGAGAAUCAUAUUAAAUUCAUAUCCUUUCUUGCCUUCUCAUUCUCAACCUCUAAAACUUUCCCAUUUAGAAAAUCUGAAGAAACAAAAACAGUUCAAAAGCCUUCAUAAUCUCAUUCAUUUCUUAGAAGAAGCCAAGCCAAAAACCAGACAGAUCCAUUUCUCCAAACCCUGUAGAUCUCUCUCUCUCUCUCUCUUCUCAAAAGUAGUGCCUGCUGCAGGUUUUUGUUUUCGCUCAGAGAAUUAUAUUAUUUACACAAUGAGAGACAAAAUUUCUUGUUUUAGUGAAAAUGCAGUAAAUGUUUCUCAUCCUUCAUGUUCUAGCUAUGCAAACACCGCUUGUGUUUCUCCAAAGUUAACUCCUUCUGUCCAAAAUGCGGUCUCAUGUGUCUACAAAAUCACUCUCUCCACUAAAAAGCAGUUCUUGGUCACAGUCUCCUGGUGCAAAAACCACUAUGCACAGGGCUUAACCAUUAAGUUUGGUGAUGAUCCAACAGCAUGCUUCAAAUUGAACAUGAAUUCGCGUCUGUUCCGGAAGAAGAAAGGCACCAAAGUCCUCGAAUCGGAUAAUUCGAAGAUGGAAAUCUUUUGGGAUCUGUCCAAAGCUAAGUAUGAUACUAGUGGUCCUGAGCCAGUUGAUGGUUUUUAUAUCCUGGUCAUGGUUGACUCAGAAAUAGGCCUAAUUCUAGGUGACAUGGCUGAAGAAGCUUUAGCCAAGAAGUUCAAGACUAGUGCAACCCCUGUUGCUAAGGUUUCUUUGGUUUCAAGGCAAGAGCAUUGUUCAGGAAAUGACAUUUAUUCCACCAAGGCUCAAUUCAGUGACACAGGCAUUGUACAUGACAUUUUGAUCAGAUGCAGUGGAGAAAAUGAUGGCUUAAAGCAUCCGGUUUUAUCAGUUUCCAUCGACAAAAAGACGGUCAUUCGCGUAAAGAGGCUGCAGUGGAAUUUUAGAGGCAAUCAGACAAUUUUUUUAGAUGGGUUGCUGGUUGAUCUGAUGUGGGAUGUUCAUAACUGGUUCUUCAAUCCUUCAUCAAGGUAUGCAGUGUUCAUGUUCAGAACAAGAAGUGGAAUGGAUAGCAGGCUGUGGUUGGAAGAGAAGUUGGUUCAGAAGGAGCAGGACAGAGUUGAAUUCUCCUUGUUGAUCUAUGCCUGUAAGAGCUCAUAAUGAAAUUUGGUCAUUACAUUUUUAAUUUUUUUGGGGUUAAUUCUUGAAAUUUAUGCUUGUUAUUACUAUUUUUCUAAACUUCCUUUCAAAAGAGGAAUAGAUACUAAUUCAUUUUGAUCAUUGUCUCAGGAAUAUGAUUGUAGAUAGAUAGAUAAA